Molecule: messenger RNA, 858 nt
Organism: Odontomachus brunneus
Lineage: Eukaryota; Metazoa; Arthropoda; Insecta; Hymenoptera; Formicidae
Product: high mobility group B protein 3-like
Exons: 4
Coding region: 173-745 (190 amino acids)
Source: RefSeq, a predicted model, not a curated record
GCAGCAAUCUUCAGUCGCAUGGCAACCGUACCGUAAAAAUUUGUUGUUCUCAUGCGAUUUCGGAAACUUAUUAUUCUCUGUGAUGUCAAAUUCUCACUUUAAUCAAUAAAUAAGAAUGCACAAGUGCAUAAAAUUUCGAUAGAAUACGUAUAUUUGGGAUCAUUGUUAAAUCAUGGAGAACAGCGAUAAGAGAGAAGAAAAAUAUGAAGUAACGGAAGACGCAAGAGGACAAGAAAGAGAUUUUGAUGAUAAAUAUCAAAUGACAUCGCGAUCCUCUUCCGAUCGUAAAUCCAAGCAAAUCGAGAGAAACGAUAGAAGAAGAGCAUCUCGUUCGCGAUCGCGAAGCAAGCCUCCGCAGAGAAAACAACGGAGAAGUGCGAACGCUUUCCUGAACUUUAUACAGGAUUUUAAACAGGAUCACAACAAAUUAAAAAGCCAAGACCUGUUUCGACUUGGGGGACAAAGAUGGCGGCGAAUGUCGUCCACAGAGAAGAUGCCCUACGUGGAGGCAGCUAAUCUGGCGAAACAACAAACGCAACAAAACGGCAAAAACGAGCGGCAAAAUAAGCCAGUCGGCGGCGACUCGUCGAAGAAACCCGAUAAUCAAAAAGAUCAGAAAAAGAAAGAUCAGGAAAGAAAGCGUUCCAAAAGCAGGACGGAUGAUUCUGACAUCGAUUCAGAUUCGAUGACUCCCGAAACGGACGCAACUAUGACUAGCGAGGACAUUUCGGAUCUAAGUUCUUAAAUUGACGAUGAAUUAGUGAAUUGCAUUGAUGCAUAACGACAAUUCCGAUCACUUCUAUAUAAGUUAACUAUUUAAAUCCGUAAUGAAGUGAAUGAAAAGUAGUCUUCAAUUAU